UUACAUGCUUGGCGGUUACAUUGGCGUUGCCAUACUAUGUGCAGCAGCCGACUUAACGUCUGAGAAAAUAAGGCGCGCUGAUCGCAGCUGUUUUUAGUUUUUGCAACUUUGUGUUUUUGUUUUUUUUUCUGUUGGCUGUGAAUAAACCUUAACUGGCACAAAGCUGAGCUAGGCAUUUAUGAUCAAAUUUAGCAACGCUUAGUGAAGAAUUGAGCAUGGAUCCAACAAUAUCAGUUUCCAAGGGCUGCUUUGUUUAUAAAAAUGGCGCAACGCGCGCUGCCAAACGGAAGCGUAAUGCUCACGUAAAACAGCCCAUUAGCAGCAUUUUGGGUAAAGAGAUUACCACACAACCAUUCUAUAAGGCAUAUACAGAAUGUUGGAGACAGUUGCAUACUCAUAUGAGUGAGCUGCAGAUGGCAAGCAAUGCGCGCACACUGGAGCAGCUAAUACAAUUUAUAACUCGACGGGGUGAGGGUGCUGACAGCGAUCAAAAUGUAUUGCCCACGGCAGCGCUAUUGACUGGCAUCAAUCAGCCCGAUCAUUUAAAGCAAUUUGAGACGCUGACAGAGCGCUUGCAUCGGGAACAAACAGCACGCGUUUGUGUGCUGCAGUCGCGUGAUUGCAGCACAUUGAAGGCAGCCAUAGAGACCAUGGUAUAUAAUUUGAUUGACGACACACUUGAGGCUGGAGCUGAAGCUGAAGGAGAUGCUGAAGUUGAAACUGAUUGUGAUCGGGAGCGCAAGCGUUUGCGACGUGGUCACUGCACUCUAAAGCAGUUAAAUGCUUGGUAUGCCGAUAAUUUUGCUGCCACUGAGAGGCAACGCACGCUGGUUGUUAUAUUGCCAGAUUUUGAGUGCUUUAAGAUGCAAGUGCUGCAGGAUUUAAUGCUUAUACUAAGCGCUCAAUGCGACAAGCUGCCCUUUGUGCUAGUGCUAGGCGUGGCCACAGCAAUGACGGCAGUACACAGCAGCUUACCCUAUCACAUUACCAGCAAGAUAAAUUUACGCGUGUUUCAAACCCAAGCAGCGCCACAGGCGCUCAACGAACUGCUCGAUCAGGUGCUAUUGUCGCCCAAGUAUGCGUUUCACUUGUCCGGCAAAGCCUUCAAGCUGCUCACGCACAUUUUUCUCUACUAUGACUUUUCCAUACAAGGAUUCAUUCAAGGCUUCAAGUACUGCCUGAUGGAGCAUUACUUUGCUGGCAAUGCUUUUGCGCUCUGCACGGGUUACAGCCAGGCGUUGAGUCGCAUACAGCAGUUGGCACAUGAGGAUGUGGAAACCAUUAGACGCUUGCCCUCAUUUCGGCCUUAUGUGGAGCAGAUCAAUGAUUGCAAGCGCGUCAUCGCCGUAUUAACCGAUGACAACUAUUUAAAAAAGAAGUUGCCGCAGCUGCUGCGCGACUGUCAGCUCUACUUUUUGCAUUUUCGCUGUGCACUGGAGUUUUUUACGCAGCUAGUGGCGGAUCUGCCGAGUUGUCCGCUGGGCAAGCAGCGUCGUGAACUUUACGUUACUUGCCUAAGUAAGACCUUAUCGCAGCAGCCAGAGUAUAAGGAAUGCUGGCAGUUGCUCAACUAUAUGUCCAAGGCAGAUUUUAUAACCAAGUUGGAAAAAUGCAUAAAUAGAACGCAACAAUUUCUAGAGCAGCAAAUUUCACCAUUAGAGCUGGGCGCUGCCUGCAGCGCUGUGUGGCAAAGUCAGCUACAGACGCUGCGCAUUCUACUGAAAGCGCUAACCACAGCCAGUCUGGAGCAGCAGCAGGCGGCACAAGCCAAUACAACAACUGCCAAUUUAACGCAGGUGGCUUCACGGCAGGAACUGCAGGCACAACUGCUACAGCGCAGCAAACAGGAUAAGCAGCAGUCAAGCUCGGAAUAUGCGCGAGUUUUGCAAGAAACGCUUAACUAUAUUGAAACGCAUAUAGUGCUGGAGCAACUGCGUUCAUUGCAGCAGGCACCGCCACUGCAUGAACUUUACGUGUUUAGCGAUAUUGCCACAGUGCGUCGCCACAUUAUUGGUGCACCACGUGCCGCGCUGCAUACGGCACUCAACAAUCCGCAUUUCUAUUUGCAGUGCAAGUGCUGCGAGCUUCAGGAAUCCACGCAGCUGGUCAGCACAUUGCCUGAUUUAUCGCUGGUCUACAAGCUACACUUGGAGUGCGGUCGCAUGAUUAAUAUAUUUGACUGGCUCCAGGCUUUUCGUUCUGUGCUGCGCGUUGCAGAUGACCAAGAGUCAGCGGAUGUAGCGCAAGAGCAACUCGAUCCGCAGUUACAAGCACGCUUUACACGCGCUGUAGCUGAGCUGCAGUUCCUGGGUUACAUCAAAAUGUCCAAGCGCAAAACGGAUCAUGCCACACGUCUCACCUGGUAGACGUUACUAACUCAUAUUCCAUAUUUAGAUUCUCAUCUGUGUACAUUUUAUGCAUCAAUAAAAUAAAUUUUCU
Drosophila busckii is the source of this 2439-nucleotide messenger RNA. RefSeq names its product origin recognition complex subunit 3 (gene Orc3). The transcript is spliced from 4 exons. The record is from RefSeq and is a predicted model, not a curated record. Gene Ontology annotation, biological process: DNA replication; DNA replication initiation. Lineage: Eukaryota; Metazoa; Arthropoda; Insecta; Diptera; Drosophilidae. Gene Ontology annotation, molecular function: DNA replication origin binding. Gene Ontology annotation, cellular component: nuclear origin of replication recognition complex; nuclear pre-replicative complex; DNA replication preinitiation complex. The coding region runs from base 216 to 2366 and encodes 716 amino acids.